Molecule: messenger RNA, 3595 nt
Organism: Xenopus tropicalis (tropical clawed frog)
Lineage: Eukaryota; Metazoa; Chordata; Amphibia; Anura; Pipidae
Gene: ncapg
Product: non-SMC condensin I complex subunit G
Exons: 21
Coding region: 80-3205 (1041 amino acids)
Biological process (GO): mitotic chromosome condensation
Cellular component (GO): condensed chromosome; condensin complex; chromosome
Source: RefSeq, marked provisional
GGCGAGUUGUUCCGCUAAUAUACACUGGGAGCCGGGUGAUAAUCCCCGCUUGUGCGAUACUGGUAACAGCGGCCCAAACAUGGUCACAGACGGGAAAGCCAUGCAGAUAAAAGAGGCGUUUGAUUUGUCUCAGAAGGCGCACCAGAACCAUGCCAAGCUGGUCUCCUCACUGCGAGCAGCCUAUAAUAAGAUGGAAGACAAAUCCAUUUUCUUGGAAGAGUUUGUUCACUUCCUCAAGUACCCUCUCAUAGUGUACCGGAGAGAGCCCGCUGUGGAGAGAGUCAUGGACUUUGUGGCCAAGUUUGUCACCUCUUUCCACAAUUCUGAUGGUGAAGAUGAGGAUGAAGUGGAUGAAGAAAACUCGCCUGUUAAUUAUUUGUUUAAUUUUCUACUGCAGUCCCAUGGUGCCAACAGUAUGGCUGUGAGGUUUAGAGUUUGCCAGCUAAUUAAUAAACUACUGGUGAACCUUCCAGAAAAUGCCCAAAUUGACGAUGACUUAUUUGAUAAGAUCCAUGAUGCCAUGCUAAUACGUCUGAAAGACAGAGUGCCAAACGUGCGCAUACAGGCAGUUCUGGCAUUAGCCCGGCUUCAGGACCCCAGUGACCCAGACUGCCCAGUUUGUAAUGCGUAUAUGCACUUGCUGGAGAAUGAUUCCAACCCAGAGGUACGGAGAGCGGUGCUAACCUGCAUUGCCCCUUCAGCAAGAUCCCUGCCAAAAAUUGUCGGUCGCACAAUGGAUGUGAAGGAGCCUGUUAGGAAGCUGGCGUUUCAGGUUUUAUCGGAAAAGGUUCACAUCAGGGCCUUAACCAUUGCCCAGAGAGUCAAACUUCUGCAGCAAGGGCUGAAUGACAGAUCAGCUGCAGUGAAAGACGUUAUGCAGAAGAAGCUUAUUCAGGCUUGGCUCCGAUAUUCAGAGGGUGAUGUGUUGGAUUUGCUCCAUCGUUUGGAUGUGGAGAAUUCCCCAGAUGUUGCAUUAUCUGCUCUUAAUGCCUUGUUCUCCGUGUCGCCAGUCAGUGAGCUGGUUCAGAACUGCAAAAACCUGGAUGAGAGAAAAUUGAUCCCAGUUGAGACCCUUACUCCAGAGAAUGUGCUCUACUGGCGAGCACUGUGUGAGCACCUAAAGUCCAAGGGUGAUGAAGGAGAAGCAGCACUAGAAAAUAUCUUGCCAGAGCCUGCUGUGUACGCCAGUUAUUUGUCAAGUUAUCUUCAGACCUUGCCGGUUCUGACAGAAGAACAAAGAGCGGAUAUGACUAAAAUUGAAGACUUGAUGACUAGAGAGUUUAUUGGGCAGCAGUUGAUUCUCACAAUAGGCUGCCUGGAUACCAGCGAGGAAGGAGGCAGGAAACGCCUCCUUGCUGUUCUGCAAGAGAUCCUUGUUAUACAGAACACCGCAACGUCUUUGAUUUCCUCCUUGGCAGAAUUGUUGCUCCGUAUUCUUAAAGAUGAUGACAAGCGAACUCAAACCGUUGCAGAAAUCAUCUCUGAGCUGCGAGAGCCAAUUGUCACCGUGGACAACCCAAGAGAUGUUGCUGAAUCCAGGAAGUUACAAUUGAAGCUUGCCGAUGUGAAAGUGCAGCUCAUUGAAGCCAAGCAGGCUCUGGAGGACAGCUUAACUAUGGAAGAUUACAGUCGGGCCUCUGAAUUAAAGGAGAAAGUGAAGGAGCUGGAAAGCCUGAAAGCUCAGCUGACUAAAGAAGCCGAGGAGCCAGAAAUUAAGGAGAUCCGUGUGGAGAAGAAUGACCCAGAAACACUCCUGAAAUGCCUGAUUAUGUGUAAUGAACUUCUCAAGCACCUGUCCCUUUCCAAAGGACUAGGGGGAACUAUAAACGAAAUUAUUGAAUCUCUGAUUCUUCCUGGCAUAACCAACGUUCACCCCUCUGUUCGGAAUAUGGCAGUGCUGAGCAUUGGCUGCUGUGCUCUGCAGAAUAAAGGCUUUGCAAGGCAACACCUCCCACUGUUAUUACAAAUUUCCCAGCUGGAUGAGGUGAAAGUCAAGAUCAGUGCCCUGAGCGCAGUGUUUGAUAUGCUUCUGCUCUUUGGCCUGGACAUUCUCAAAUCCAAGCCCUCCAAUCCUGAUGAUUCCCAGUGCAAAGCUCAGGAGAAUGCAGAUGAGGAGAUUUCUGAGGAGGAAAAGCCGGACACGGUAGAUGAGACGCUGACUAAUGAAGAAGUCAAAGAAGAAACUGCUACUGUUAAUGGCAUCCUGCAACUGUUCUCUCGCUUCUUGGACAGUGAGAUUCCAGAAAUAAGGACAGAGACAGCGGAAGGCUUGGCCAAGCUGAUGUUCUCUGGAAGGUUAAUAAGUGCCAAACUGCUCUCACGUUUGAUUUUGCUGUGGUACAAUCCCGUCACGGAGGAGGAUACAAAGCUUCGACAUUGCCUGGGUGUUUUCUUUCCCAUUUUUGCAUAUUCUUGCAGGUCAAACCAAGAAUGUUUUGAAGAAACUUUCUUCCCCACUUUACAGACUCUCUUUAAUGCCCCGUCGAGUUCUCCUUUAGCCGAUGUCGACGUUGCUAAUGUCGCAGAAUUGCUUGUGGAUCUUACCAGACCCAGUGGGUUGAACCCACAGAACAAACAGCCACAGGACUAUAAGGCUGCUACAGUGCACGAUAGCUUGGCUAUAAAAAUUUGCCAUGAAAUAUUGAAAGAUCCCAAAGCUCCAGAUGUUCGUAUCUACGCCAAAGCUUUGUGUUCUCUAGAGCUUUCCAGAGAAAAUGCGCAAGAGCUGCUGCCACUAUUGGAUUGUGCUGCGGAGGAUGUUACUGACAAGGUCUGUGAAAGAGCAAUAGAAAAAGUCAGGGCUCAGUUAAGAAGCGGUAGAGAAGAACACCAGGUAUCUAAGGAAACAGAACCUCAGGUAUCUAAGGAAACAGAACCCCAGGUGUCUAAGGAAACAGCAGACGGCACCAAUUUGCAAGAAAAUGAAGAAGGAAAACAAAAAGACGAGGCUCAGUGUGACGAGAACACAGACUUGGCAAAAGAGAAGGCAGCAAAAGGAAAACCUACUAAAGGGCGGAGAAAGGCUCCUACUGCAGCAAAUCGUAGGAAAGCCAGUAAAGCGGAAGAGGCAGACGGUGAAAGAGAGCGGCAGGAAGAGGCACAGGCUGUUGCCGUCAAUACGCGGCCAUCGAGGAGAGCAAAAACCGCAGCCAUGGAAAAAACAAAGAUGAAUCUCUCAAAGUUGCUGAAUGAGGAAGCAAAUUAAAAUGUCAUUAGUUGUGAUCUGUAGGCAGAAUUGCGCUGUAGCGUCACUUGUGCGUGAUGAUUGGUCUCCAUCUAUCCUGCGCCCUGGUACAUGGGCCCUUCAGCCUUGUCUGCUUGCUGAUUUGGACACUGGAUGCCCGGCACAGUGCUGGGUCAUUUUGUUUAUUCUGAACUCAUUACAGAUUUUCUCUGCUGUUUGUUACAGAUGUCGGCUCCCGGCUUUUACUGCUCUGAUUGGAUAUUGAGGUUUAGCUGAGGGGUUGGGGGAGGGGCAAUUGGUAUUUGAGAAGCUUAACAGCUUCCUUGUCCAUACAAAACCUAAUAAACAUUCUGGAAGUUUUUCUUACCCAAACCCGAUAAGGAAAUAAAUUUUGCAAAAAAGAAAAAAAAA